Messenger RNA from Strongylocentrotus purpuratus (purple sea urchin), 2811 nucleotides. RefSeq lists its product as uncharacterized. The record is from RefSeq and is a predicted model, not a curated record. Gene Ontology annotation, molecular function: protein binding. Gene Ontology annotation, biological process: signal transduction. Bases 28 to 2499 code for a protein of 823 amino acids. The transcript has 9 exons. NCBI's taxonomy places the organism in Eukaryota, Metazoa, Echinodermata, Echinoidea, Camarodonta, Strongylocentrotidae.
CAGGUUCUGGUACCGCAUAUUGACCUGAUGUUUAAGGACAUUUGUGACACCUCUCUGUCGAACAUGGCUUUCAUGACUCUGGCCAACAUCUCCAUUGGUCACGCAGAACAUUUUGUCAAGCAUUUAAACAGGUGUCUUAAAGCCUGGGAACAGAUUCCUUACACUGUAGCCUCCGCCUGUAAGAUAAUUGCCAGCAUUGGCCGAGUUAACAAGAAAGAGGCAGAGAGGUGUUUGAAGAUCUUUUUCGGCAAGGUGAACAGCAUCGAUCCAAUGUGGAUAAGCGUCAUCUUAAUGGAGGUGAAGAGGAUCGGUCAGGCACACAAGGAAUGUCUAGAUGUAUAUCGACCGCAGAUUGAGAAACUGAAGACAUGUCAGCAGAUGGGCGUACCAGACAUGGUCCAGUCCAUGAUAGAUUUUCUGGAUGACAGAAGUCUUCAUGGCCUCAGUGAAGAAGUGGCAGAACAGCGAGAAGACAUCGACAACUUGGAUUCUCGCGUGACGAACACAGAAAACGACGUCACAAGAAUCGACGAGACCGUGGACCAGCAGGGUGAUGAGAUUCAGAACGUGAAGAACGAGGUCAACGAGCAGGGUGAGAAACUUGAUGAGCUGAAGGAGGUCGUGGAUGAAACGGUGGAGAAUGUGGAGGAGAUUGACCACAAGACGAUCACCAACGCGCCAAAAUGGUCACGUGACGUCUCAAAGAUGUUAAACCCCGAGCAUGAGCAUGACUGGAGAUUCUUGGCCGUUCGUCUCGGCUACUCUGGUGAAGACAUUCGCAACUGGGCCCUGUCACCUGAUCCUACCAUGGCUAUCCUGGCUGAAUGGUACACGACUCAUAAGAGCAGUGAUGCCGCCUACGCCAUACUAAGUGCGCUGGAAGACAUGGGAAGAACUGAUGCGACAGAAAUCAUCACGCAAUCUCUAGAAGAAGCAGAACUGUUAUUGCCCCAGGCUUCUCCGGAUGAGUCAGAUAAGCCUCCGACGGUAUUCCUGAGCUACCAGUGGGACCACCAGCCCGAAGUGAAGGCCAUCAAGAAGCAUCUAGAGAUGGCUGGGUUUCCUUGCUGGAUGGACAUUGGUCAGAUGGGUGAAGGAGAUCAGUUGUUUGCUAAGAUCAGCCAGGGUAUGAGAUCAUCCAAACUGGUACUCUGCAUGGUGACUGAGAAAUACUCAAACUCGGAGAAUUGCAACAAGGAGGUGAACCUCGCCAACCUGCUGAACAAACCAAUCAUCCCUAUCCUCAUAGACCAGACUCAGUGGCCUCCUCAAGGAGCUAUGAGUAUGUUGUUUGCGCAGCUUCUUUUCAUCCAGUUCUACAACGACAAGGAAUACGUGAGAGGAGAGAAAUUCUGGGAGGACGCCAAGUUUUCGGAACUUUUGGGACAGAUUUCUUAUCAUGCGAAUCCUGAUGAAAGCAUGAUAUCCGAUGAAUAUCGUGACUGGAUUCCUCAGGUGGAAGAUAAACCCGUUACUGUUAAGAAGGUAUCCGAGGAAGCAAAAAGCUCACAUGCGCAGCAGAACCAAACCAUGGAGUCAACCGAAGCUCCAUCUAUAUUCAUCUCUUACCAAUGGGACAAGCAACCUGAGAUUAAGAGACUGUUCUCGCGUCUCACUGGUUUGGGUUACCACUGCUGGCUGGAUAUCAAUCAAAUGGGUGGUGGGGAUCCACUCUACUCCAAGAUUGAUAAAGGAGUGAGAAAUGCAAAGGUCGUCGUUUCCUGCGUCACUCCUAAGUAUUCCCUCUCCGCCAACUGCAGGAGAGAGAUCAGUCUCUCUGACGCACUCCGUAAACCCAUCAUUCCCCUGCUGCUUGAAGAGAUGACAUGGCCACCAGAAGGUCCAAUGAGCAUGACCAUCACCCAGCUUCUCUACAUCGACUUCACCAAAAAGACCACUCAGGCCAGCUUUGAUGAUGACAAGUUUGAAGAACUCAUCGAGAAGAUCAAGGAACAUGCGGAACCGACGCUUCAGGUCGUGCCUCCAGGCAAACAGGAUGAAACGAAGGUGACAAGUCAAGAACAGUCACCAACACCUACGCCCAAAGAAGAAGGAACCACAGAGACAAGCGAGAUAAAAGACAUACCAUCUUCUGCUGAUGCCAGUGAAAGUGACACCAAGCCGGUCGAGGAAGUUCCUGCAGCCGUUGAGGGGAGUGCCACUCCACAGGAACAGGCAUCUUCUCCACAACAGCAAAACAGUCCAGCUGAAGCACCAACUGCAGAACAACAGGAUGAAAUGAAGUUGACGAGUCAAGAACAGUCACCAACAGCUACGCCCAAAGAAGAAGGAACCGCAGAGACAAGCGAGACAAAAGACAUACCAUCUUCUGCUGAUGCCAGUGAAAGUGACACCAAACCUGUCGAGGAAGGUCCUGUAGCACCACCUGCAGAACAACCAUCACUAAAGCAGAGUGAUAAAUCACCAGUAAAAAAGCCUUCUUCGCUCCCUCCAUCUGAAAAGAAGAACAAGAAAUCAUCUACCUGUUUGCUUCUUUGAUGAUGCAUUGGGUUAGCUCAUCAAACUUUCUAUGUGCCAGUUUAAUAUUAAUGUGGUCUUUUAAUACUGGUAUUUGAUUACAGCUGAUUUUACUUAUUCUUCCGCCUUUUUCUGAAAACAAACUACCCAUUAUGAUAUAUUUUCCUACUAACAAUAUACACAAUUAUUUAACUUCAUUUAUGCCAAGUGAAUGCACCCAUGGCACUGUUUAACCAAUGCAUACUAAGUAUACUAAUAAAAUGAUGAAUGUUUAUUUUAAUAUUCGAUAUCUUAAAUUUAGACGUAAGACUUCUACAUAAACAUAUGCACUUU